Aricia agestis (brown argus) is the source of this 912-nucleotide messenger RNA. RefSeq names its product mannose-P-dolichol utilization defect 1 protein homolog. The transcript has 5 exons. Gene Ontology annotation, biological process: oligosaccharide biosynthetic process. The record is from RefSeq and is a predicted model, not a curated record. NCBI's taxonomy places the organism in Eukaryota, Metazoa, Arthropoda, Insecta, Lepidoptera, Lycaenidae. Bases 158 to 898 code for a protein of 246 amino acids.
AAGAACACAAUCUGUGAAGAACACGCCUAUAGUACCUCAAUGUAGAACACACAGUUUUAUUUAUUUUUAUAGAACUAGUUUUAAAAAAGCGAGUGUUUUGUAUUUUAAAUUUCAAGUGAUACGUUCCUGGAGACUUAGGCUUUAGGGAGCAGUAAACAUGGAGAAAUUAAAACCAAUUUUAACUCAAUUACUCACAGAAAAAUGCUACAAUGAAUAUUUCAUUAAAUUUAAUUUCCUUGAUGAGCCCUGUUUCAAGUCAACUUUAAGUAAGGGGCUCGGCUUUGGAAUAAUUGCUGGAUCUAUAUUAGUAAAAAUACCCCAAAUAUUAAAAAUACUUAGUAGCAAAAGCGCAGCGGGUAUUAGUAUUUAUGGAGUUUGCUUGGAACUAUUUGCCAUCACAGCAAAUUUUGCGUACAGUUAUGUCAUGGACUUUCCUUUCAGUGCUUGGGGUGAGGGCACAUUUUUGGCUAUUCAAACUGCAAUUAUUGCUGCCUUAGUGCUGCAUUAUGGAGGAUCACCAGGGAAAGCCGCAGCAUUUUUGGCUACUUAUGUAGGUCUUGUGUCUACAUUGAUAAGUGGAUUUACACCUAAGGAUAUUCUGUGGACUAUGCAAGCAGUUAAUGUCCCUAUUAUUGUUGCUGCAAAGUCCAUCCAAGUUAUUACCAAUUACAAAAACGGAAGUACAGGUCAGCUGUCUGCCAUAACAUGCUUGCUGUUGUUUGGCGGAAGUAUUGCUAGAAUAUUUACGUCAAUCCAGGAGACUGGAGACUUUAUCAUCAUCCUCACAUACUGUGUGUCCACAUUAGCUAACGGAGCAAUUGUAAUGCAACUGUUCUGGUACUGGAAUGUUGAUACAACAAACAAGAACAAGAAUAAAAAGAAGAAGAAGCGCACAUAAUAAAUUUGUCGAAU